Molecule: messenger RNA, 2882 nt
Organism: Eublepharis macularius
Lineage: Eukaryota; Metazoa; Chordata; Lepidosauria; Squamata; Eublepharidae
Gene: LRIF1
Product: ligand dependent nuclear receptor interacting factor 1
Exons: 4
Coding region: 224-2497 (757 amino acids)
Biological process (GO): regulation of DNA-templated transcription
Molecular function (GO): nuclear retinoic acid receptor binding
Source: RefSeq, a predicted model, not a curated record
CAGUACAGAGCCCUUGUAGUUAAAGCGAAAAUCGCUAACCCUAUUUGCCUCGCCGGAAGUAGAGAGACAGGAAGGCGCUAGAGUAUCCGGUCGCCUUGAAAGAAGCUUCUAGAGGCCGGAAGUACGUUGUAAUGCUUUGCUUGAGCCGUCUUCGAGGAAGAAGGAGGUGGUCGACUCGACUGAGGCACUUGGGGUUUGGUAUCGGAGUCGGCUCCUAGUUGUGAUGCUUGGAAGCACGCUAAAAGGAGCUCAGAGAGCGGAAGGGACGGGGGGGCCUGGGAUUGCCGCCGUCCCGCCCCCUGUUGCAGGUUACAUAUACCGAAUAGUUCAGACGACUGAGAUGGAUGGAAAAAAACUUCUGAAGCUACUUCCAGUCUCAAAAACUUUGGGAAAUGCUGGGCCCUCAAUUCAUUCUCCGGUUGUGUCUGAUAAUACAAAAGUAAAUGCCUCAAUUCCUGGUCAUAUUCCUUUGAAGACUGUGUUCUCAAAUAGUACAUCUUCACUUGUUAAGAUCCCUUCACUUCUGACAGCCGCACCUGGAACAUUAAUUCUCCAAAAACAGUUGGAUAAAAUGGAACUUGUGAAAGUAACCUCUGUUGUAAAUGAGAAUCCACCUGCAACAAGAGCUUCUGCCAUUCAAAAUAAUUAUCUGUCAGCUGAUAAAUUAUCCUUGCAAAAGGAUGCUGCUUCAGUUUCAUCAGUCAAGAGCAAUAUUUUAAUGAAUACAAACAAUCUUCCAGUAACUGUUGACUCUUCAGUACUGCCUUCUGGGCAUCAUCUCCAAAUACCAGCUAAUGCAGAAGUGAAGUCUGUUCCAGCAUCUUGUUUGCCUCCAUCUAUCCAACAGAAAAUACUGGCAGUUGCAGCUGCAAAUGCCUCUGUAACAUCUGAAGCUGCAAAAACACCGAAUGUUAUUUAUGUAUCACCCGUGAAAACAGUGAAAACACCUAUUUCCAAAUGCUUGCAAAAUAUAAAUCCAACAUCUGCUGCAGAAAUUUCAAAACCUUUAGCACUGACAACUGCACAGAUAGCAGUCAAUAAUUCCAGUUCAGAUGCAGUAACAUGUAAUAGCCAGAAUCUCCAGGAAGCGCCUAUGAAAUGGGUUGUCCAAGAAAACCCACAGUCAUUAAAAUCCUGCCUUGUUCCUGUAAAGUCAUCAAAUGAUAUGGCAUCAAGGAUUUUAAAAACUUUCGUUGAUAUGAAACAUUUAAAAAGCAACCCUGCUAGCGUCCUGCCUGCCUGUUCCGAUAGCUUGAGUGAAAGCCAAGUCAAGUUAACUUCUGUUGAAGAUAAUGCCCUGGUGAUGUACAAUGGGAAAAUCUAUCUGCUGACAAGAAAAAGAUCCAGUUCUGGGUCAGCCCAGGAUGACAAACAAACAUCAGCUGCUGCUGAUACACCCUUCAGAAAACAUACAUCACAUGUAACUAAUUCAACUGCAGAUAGCAUAAUAAGCAAUCAAGUUGUCGAUCUAGUGUUGUCAAAAAAUAAAGGGGUUGCAAUUAAUGUGAAGGAUUCAAUGUUACGUGAGAAUAUAAAACCUCCUGAUCUGAACAAGAACUUAAAUGUUACACCUGCUUUUUCAACAUCACCACAUGGGCAUCUGGAAAGAAGCUGCACCAGCCAACAGGGGGCCAUGUCAGCAUCAGAAAAUAUUCCAGUUGGAAUAGAUAUUGAUAAUAAAACAGUGACAGAAGAAAAUUUGAACAGCAACAACUCACAGAAAAUUCUUUCUCCUAAGACUUUUGCUUUACAAUCAUCUACAAAUCAUGGUGUUUCCAAAAAGGAAGAACAGAAGAUUGAAAAAAUAAACUUCUCAGGAAUGGCUGUCCAGAUCAAAGACAGGAAAGUGCAACACAGAAAACAGUACACUGAGAUCAGAAAGAAAUUUGGUCUGUUCAAAGAGGAGAGAGUAUACCUUAGCAGAAUACCUUUACUAAAUUCUGCUAUAAAAACAGAAGAGACUGAGUGUUCCAGUAAUGUACAUAUGGAUGACUCUUGCAAAUUUCUCCAGGAAGUAACUGUGAAAACUGAUCCUGAAGAAGAGGAAAUGAUAGUUGGGAAACAGGAAUCAAACAUAAAGAGAAACCCAAAACUACCAGAACCAAUGAUAGAAAAUGCAAAGAGGAGGAAAAUCUUGGGCCCAAGUUUAGCUCGUGAUGAUUUUUCUUCAGUAAUGGAUAACCGAAGUAGCCCUUGGAGACAAGUUAUAUCACAGCAAGAAAACCCUACAAGCUCACUGCAGUUUUCUUCGAUUGGGGGUUCUGACCCAAAUCCUUGUGUUCAAAGUAGUGAAAAGAGUGAAGCUUUGUGUCCUGCUUUAUGUAACAUUAACAACGAACCCUCUUUUAGUUCAGGUUCUCUUGGAGAAGACAGUUUUCUGCUCAGUCCUCCAGACUUGGAAGAAAUGAUAAAAGAUGAAAAAAUAGAAAGACUUAAACUCCUCCUGAGGCAACAGGAGGAAGCUCUGGAGGAGAUGCGCAAAAAGAUGCAGAUUUGAGAAAACUAGCACAUAGUAUAGACAUUUUACUAUUAUGUGAACAGAGUAAUUGUUUCAGAAAUGGAAAGAAUUGUUCAAAUGGGGUGACUGUAAUUCCCGUUAAAUUCAGUUGAUGACAAACUGAUAAACUAUUCCAUAAUGUAAAAGCUAUUUUUUAAAUAAGUCAGAUUGUAAAUUUAAUUUUUUCUAAGUUAGAAUUGUUUUUCUACUUUCUAUUAGAACAAUAUAAUCAACCAAUUAAUAUCACUGUCUCUUUUCCUUAAAUCCACCUUCCUCCUUUAAAGGGUAUAUUUGAUCCUGUUCAUCUAGGUAUAUUUUUAUUAUCUUGUUGGAAUAUAUUUGAUGAAAAUAAAUUCAAAGAUGUGUCUUGUAUUAGUGAAAUGGA